Trichoplusia ni (cabbage looper) is the source of this 1011-nucleotide messenger RNA. RefSeq lists its product as uncharacterized. The record is from RefSeq and is a predicted model, not a curated record. The coding region runs from base 33 to 911 and encodes 292 amino acids. NCBI's taxonomy places the organism in Eukaryota, Metazoa, Arthropoda, Insecta, Lepidoptera, Noctuidae. The transcript has a single exon.
GGUAUUCAUCAGUCGUUUCUCAACUCUCAAACAUGUACGUUCUCGUGGCUUUCGUUGGUUGCCUGGCCCUGGCCUCGGCCGCUGAUCUAUCUGCCGGCGUCGAAGGCGGCAAAGUGAUAUUCGAACAGAAUGUCACCGCAAGCCCAGCUAUUUGGAGACAAGUGAAGAACCUGACUGUGAAUGCAACUGAAAACGAUGUCAUCAGUCGUGUAGUUGUUAUUGACAACAGGGCAGAAAAGGACGGCGAAGCAACAAUCGUUGAAGGAGGACAGGGACACAACAACGUCACCAUCGAAUUGAAGAGCCCCGCAGUUUUCAGAGGGUUCGAUUUCACCGUCAAAGUGUUCGGACAAAACGAUGACGGGCAAGUGCAACAAACUCCUCAAGUUAUUGGAAACGACGGUCAAAGCCAAGUGCCGAUGAAGGAUUUGGAAGUUAACGAUGCAACCCAACAGCAUGAAAGCGAAGCUGAUGUUAUUGAGCAAAAGCCAACAAACGAUCAGCAGCAAGUACAAAUCCCAUUAGACGUCACCAAAGAGCAGGCGAGACCGAACCGAGGAACUGAACAGAAGCAACAGGCUCAGGUACCAAUUAACAUUCCUAAGGAAGGCAAACCCGAAGACACGCAAUCAAUUGCUGACAAAAACUACAACGAAUACAAAGGCAUCUCCCAAAUAUUCGACGAAGACUCCAAGAAGGAUUCGAAGGAUACCGCCGCUGUUAAUCCCGCUGUUUUUGACAAGGAUUCAAACCAGCAAGUCCAAAAGAGCGAGCUCUCGACUACUCCUAAGACGGAACAACAAAAGCCUCAAGUUUUGCGUCAGACAGAACAGCAACAAACUCAAGUGACAAAUGACGAUGUACAGCAGGUCAAAGGUCACAAGCUGCCAUUACCUUACGUUCGUCAGUAAGUUUCCAAAAUGUGAUAUUUACUUAUAAGUAUUUAUGCUGUGAGCGAGACUUGUCUUGCCUGUUACAUUUAACAUUUAAAUAAAUAUAUAAAUAGUAAAA